This is a messenger RNA of Thalassophryne amazonica, 3019 nucleotides long. Its product is annotated as ectonucleotide pyrophosphatase/phosphodiesterase family member 3. The transcript is spliced from 30 exons. NCBI's taxonomy places the organism in Eukaryota, Metazoa, Chordata, Actinopteri, Batrachoidiformes, Batrachoididae. Gene Ontology annotation, molecular function: nucleic acid binding; nucleoside triphosphate diphosphatase activity; metal ion binding. The record is from RefSeq and is a predicted model, not a curated record. Bases 32 to 3019 code for a protein of 995 amino acids. Gene Ontology annotation, biological process: nucleoside triphosphate catabolic process.
UUGUGUUGACGUCUGAGACUGCGUUCAAACCAUGGCUUUCCUCAGGGAAAACAAGAAGAAGAUCAUUGUUGGCGUGUUGGCGAUCUCGAUUGUCACCAUCAUCCUCGGACUCGGACUUGGACUGGGUCUGGACCUGCAGAAAUGUCAGAAUAAAGUGGUCCCCCACACAUCAUGCAGGAACCGAUGCUUUGAGCCUUUUGAUGACAAGACUCCAGGCUGCAGAUGUGAUGAAAAUUGUUUGGCCAGCAACAGCUGCUGCUUUGACUUUCAUGACAUCUGCACUGUAGCCACUCAGCAGUGGGAAUGCACGAAGCUCCGCUGUGGAGAGAAGAGGCUAACGGAGAGCAAAUGUCACUGCUCUGACGACUGCGUGUCUGCAGCAGAUUGCUGCACCAACUACAAACACAUCUGCCAUGGAGAGAAAGAGUGGGUAGAGGGCGAGUGUGAGAACCUGUCACCUCCAUCAUGCCCAGCUGGAUUUAAGCGGCCGCCCCUGCUGCUCGUCUCUUUGGACGGACUGAGGGCUGAGUACCUGCACACGUGGCACACCCUCCUCCCGGUUCUGGACAAACUCAGAAAGUGUGGAACAUCAGCUCCAUAUAUGCAGUCGGCAUUUCCCAGCAAGACAUUCCCAAACCACUACACUAUUGUCACGGGUUUAUAUCCAGAGGCCAAUGGUUUGAUUGACAAUGAGAUGUACGACCCGGUAUUUGACGCCACCUUCAGUCUGUCCAAUUCAGAGAAGGACAAUCCUCGCUGGUACCUCGGCCAGCCUAUCUGGCACACCGCCCGAUACCAGGGGCUGAAGUCCGGCACUUAUUUCUGGCCGGGAUCAGACGUGAAGAUCAAUGGGAGUUUCCCUGACCUCUGUGUGCCGUACAACGGCAAAGUGCCGUUUGAAGAAAGAGUUUUCACUUUGCUGAAGUGGCUGCAGCUGCCUGAUGACCAAAGACCAGAUUUCUACACGUUGUACCUGGAGGAGCCGGACAAAUCCGGACACAAGUUCGGUCCUCUCAGCGGAGGGCUGAUAGCAGCAAUCCAGGGUGUGGACCGGAUCAUUCGACAUCUCAUGAACGGCCUGAAGCAAAUUGGUCUGCACCGCUGUAUUAACAUUAUCGUCGUGGCCGAUCACGUGAACUCAGCUGAACUCGUGGCGAACAUGGCGAUCUGGCACACCGCCCGAUACCAGGGGCUGAAGUCCGGCACUUAUUUCUGGCCGGGAUCAGACGUGAAGAUCAAUGGGAGUUUCCCUGACCUCUGUGUGCCGUACAACGGCAAAGUGCCGUUUGAAGAAAGAGUUUUCACUUUGCUGAAGUGGCUGCAGCUGCCUGAUGACCAAAGACCAGAUUUCUACACGUUGUACCUGGAGGAGCCGGACAAAUCCGGACACAAGUUCGGUCCUCUCAGCGGAGGGCUGAUAGCAGCAAUCCAGGGUGUGGACCGGAUCAUUCGACAUCUCAUGAACGGCCUGAAGCAAAUUGGUCUGCACCGCUGUAUUAACAUUAUCGUCGUGGCCGAUCACGGUAUGGAGGAGAUAAGCUGCAGCAGGACAGAGGCACUGCAGGAGCUGGUGGGGGACAUCAGUCCUUACUGGGUUAUCGAGGGACCAUUCGGACGCAUCAGAGCCAAGAAUCAAAACACAGUGUUGAACUCAGCUGAACUCGUGGCGAACAUGGCGUGUCAGAAGCCAGAUCAAAACAUCAAACCAUACCUGAAGGCUAACUUACCAAAACGGCUUCACUUUGCCAACAGUCGUCGCAUUGAGGACGUCAGUGUCUUGGUCAACCCAAAAUGGCUGUUUGAGAGAUAUCCAGGUUCUCUUAGGUUCUGUUCUGGUGGGAAUCACGGAUACGAUAAUGAUGUCGAGAGCAUGAACGCUAUGUUCCUCAGUUAUGGACCCCAGUUUCAUUCCAAGACAGAAAUUGAACCUUUUUCCAACAUUGAGCUCUACAACCUGAUGUGUGAUGUGCUUCAGAUCUCUCCCAUGGAGAACAACGGGACCCAUGGCAGUUUGAACCACAUCCUCAGGCAGCCCACUUACUCACCAGUGCCCCCUACAGAACAGAGCCGGCCUGAGCAGUGUCCACUACUGAGCCUGGAGCCUGAAGACAGUCUGGGAUGCUUCUGUCCUGCACUGAGCGGGAACACCAUCAACAGUCGUCUGAAUCUGACAGCACAAGAAGUGGAUGAUGCAAAGAAGAAACACUUGCUGUUUGGCCGUCCUCAGAUGCUGCAGAAAGGCAGCAGUUACUGCGUUCUGUACCAACACGGAUUCAUCAGCGCCUACAGCCACAGCGCCCUCAUGCCACUGUGGAGCUCCUUCACCGUCAAUAAGCCAGAGGACUUGGACCCUUUGCCGCCAGUUACACCAGACUGUUUGAGGGCUGACGUCAGGCUUCGCCCAUCCCACAGUCCCACAUGUCAUGAGUACAACCGUACUGGGAACCUGACUUACGCCUUCCUGUAUCCUCCCAAUUUGAACAAGACAGCAGAUGAGCAGUUUGAUGCCCUUCUGAUGAGUAACGUGGUGCCGAUGUAUCCCGCGUUUAAGAAGAUUUGGAACUACUUCCAGAGCACCCUGUUAAAGAAAUAUGCCUCUGAUUAUAACGGCAUCAACGUAGUAACAGGGCCAGUCUUUGAUUAUAACUACGAUGGCAAGUACGACACUCCAGAACAGAUCCAACAGUUCAUCUCUAACACCAGCAUCCCCAUCCCGACACAUUACUUUGCCAUUCUGACCAGCUGCAGGAACUCGUCUCAGGCCGUCAACACCUGCAAUGGCGAGCUCCAAACCGUUUCCUUCAUGCUGCCUCACAGACCAGACAACUCGGAGAGCUGCAAAAGCGCUGAAGCAGAAUCUCAUUGGGUGGAAGAGCUGAUGUGGUUCCAUCAAGCCCGAGUCAAAGAUGUGGAAUGGCUCACAGGCCUGGACCUUUACCAGGAAAACACAGAAGGUUCCCAGCUUCUGCAGCUUAAGACCCGUCCCACUGUCUCCAUUCACAGGAAAUUAACAGUUUGA